Molecule: messenger RNA, 429 nt
Organism: Priceomyces carsonii
Lineage: Eukaryota; Fungi; Ascomycota; Pichiomycetes; Serinales; Debaryomycetaceae
Exons: 1
Coding region: 1-429 (142 amino acids)
Source: RefSeq, a predicted model, not a curated record
AUGGGAAAACGUAAGAGGCAAGAAGAAAAUGAAUUAGAAAUUGAUACGGGAGGGAUUCCUACGGAGCCAAGGCUUCCUAUGACUUGCGAUCUACCAUCUUGUCCUAGUAACUCCAUCCUGUUUUCAAACUAUUAUGAGUACGAAAAUCAUAUUGUCACUUCACAUAAUUACAUUUGUAUUGAAUGUAAACGUAAGUUCCCAUCGGAGUAUUUUUUGAAUCUCCACAUAGAUGAGAAUCACAACCCUCUUUUGAAAAUUAAACAAGAACAGGGGACGAAGAUCUUCAAGUGUUUGCAAUAUUCCGAUGAAGGCUGCAAAAGAUUUUUCUCUACACCUAAAAAGAGACGAUUACAUAUGAUAGACAAGCAUCAUUACCCUAAAGAUUUCGAUUUCGGGGUGAUAAAUAAUGGAAUUAAAUAUGACCAAUAA